GUCCAGUCAGGUGACUGUUUGCUAGCAGCUGUACAGCCUCGCUAUCUGUCUCCAUCAUUUCUCAGUGGAGCAGCGACACGAAUACAUAGACACUGCAAUCACCCCGCUAUAUUUUAGCCCAGCACCCCGACACACCGCAGGCGCUGUGAAGAAAACUCGGCAUGGGGGACCAUAUUGCUAUUUUCCUGUUGAUGCUUGCGUCCACGGCAUUGUCUCUUGAGGUGCCGUCGGACGAGGGCGGCGGUCUCCUGGCGGAACCGCAGGUCGCCAUGUUCUGCGGGAAGCUGAACGUGCACAUCAACGUGCAGACGGGCAAGUGGGAGCCCGACCCCAGUGGAACCAAGAGCUGCAUUGGCACCAAGGAGGGCAUCCUGCAGUACUGCCAAGAGGUUUACCCUGAGCUGCAGAUCACAAAUGUGGUGGAGGCCAACCAGCCUGUCAGCAUUCCCAACUGGUGCAAGAAGGGCCGCAAGCAGUGCCGCAGUCACGUGCACAUUGUGGUGCCCUACCGCUGCCUAGUUGGAGAGUUUGUGAGCGAUGCCCUGCUGGUUCCCGACAUGUGCAAGUUCCUGCACCAGGAGCGCAUGGACAUGUGCGAGAGCCACCUGCACUGGCACACCGUGGCUAAAGAGUCUUGCGGGGACCGCACCAUGAAUCUCCAUGACUACGGGAUGCUGUUGCCGUGCGGCAUUGACCGUUUCCGUGGCGUGGAGUUCGUCUGCUGCCCCAGCGAGGCGGAGCAGGAAGCGGACAGUGCUGAGCUGGAGGUGGACGACUCAGACGUCUGGUGGGGAGGAGCCGAGACUGAUUACACCGACAACAGCAUGGUCAAAGAGGCUGUAGAGCCUGUAGUAGAACCAGAACCCGAGCCGGAACCAGAACCAGAACCCGAGCCCAAGCAGGAGCAGGAGGAGAGCCGGCCUGCCGUCUUCGAGGAGUAUGAGGAGUACGACCAGGAGGAGGCCGCCGAGGACAACGACCAGGACGGCGACGGCCAGGAGGACGAGGAGGACGACGAGGAGGAUGACGACGAGGAUAUUGCCGACGACAGUGAGCCCACCACCAGCGUUGCCAUGACGACCACCACAACCACCACCACCGAAUCUGUGGAGGAAGUGGUCAAAGAGGUGUGCCUGUCCCAAGCAGAGACGGGCCCGUGCCGGGCCAUGCUGCCCCGCUGGUAUUUUGUGGGCGAGGAGGGCCGCUGCGCCCCCUUCAUCUACGGCGGCUGCGGCGGCAACCGCAACAACUUUGAGUCGGAGGAGUACUGCCUGUCCGUCUGCAGCAGUCUGAUGCCCACUCCCACCCCCGCCACCCCCGACGCUGUGGACCAUUACCUGGAGCUGCCCGGAGAUGAGAAUGAACACGCUCACUUCCAGAAGGCCAAAGAGAGCCUGGAGGCCAAACACAGGGAGAAGAUGAGCCAGGUUAUGAGGGAGUGGGAAGAGGCAGAGAGACAAGCUAAGAGUCUCCCACGUGCAGACAAGAAGGCUGUGAUCCAGCACUACCAGGAGAUGGUGGAGGCCCUGGAGCAGGAGGCGGCGCGCGAGCGUCAGCAGCUGGUGGAGACGCACAUGGCCCGAGUGGAGGCGCUGCUCAACGACCGCCGCCGCAUGGCCCUCGAGAGCUACCUCACUGCCCUGCAGGCUGGGCCCCCCAGGCCACGUCAUGUUUUCAGUCUGCUGAAGAAGUAUGUGCGUGCCGAGCAGAAGGAUCGCCAGCACACGCUCAAACACUUUGAACACGUCCGCAUGGUGGAUCCAAAGAAGGCCGCUCAGAUCCGCCCCCAGGUGUUGACCCAUCUGCGUGUGAUUGAAGAGCGCAUGAACCAGUCCCUGGGCCUGCUCUACAAAGUACCUGGCGUUGCUGACGAAAUCAAGGACCAAGUUGAGCUUCUCCAGAGGGAGCAGCAGGAGAUGUCUGUGCAGCUGUCUUCGCUGCAGACGGACGUGCGUGUCAGUUACGGCAACGACGCCCUGAUGCCCGACCUGCCCGAGAGUACGGCACCCCAGGAGACACUGCCCCCGGUGGAGGGAGGACUGCUGGACGGCCUGGGCUUCAUCCACCCCGAGAGCUUCAACCAGGCCAACACACUGAACGAGGUUGAACCUGUCGACGUCCGUCCCAUGCCAGACAGAGGACUUCCCACACGACCAGGCACAGGGCUGAAGCUGGGAGAGAUUCCUGAGCUUAAGAUGGAGGCUGAGGAGAGGCACAGUGCUGGAUAUGUCCACCACCAGAAACUGGUGUUCUUUGCUGAGGAUGUUGGUCCUAACAAAGGUGCCAUCAUUGGUCUGAUGGUGGGAGGGGUUGUCAUAGCGACCAUCAUAGUCAUCACCCUUGUGAUGCUGAGGAAGAAGCAGUACACCUCCAUCCAUCAUGGAGUCAUUGAGGUGGACGCUGCAGUCACUCCAGAGGAACGCCACCUGACCAAGAUGCAACAGAACGGCUAUGAGAACCCCACCUACAAGUUCUUUGAGCAGAUGCAGAACUAAGGGGCUCUUGCAACCCUCUACAACCCCCAUAUCUCCAGUCCACCCACCCCCCCUCCUUCCCUCAAACCUCCCCGUCCCUCCUUCCAACCCCCCCCCCCCCCUCUAGUUCUGGACAGUGUAGGAAGGACCCAUUCCCUUAUUCAACGCAGCCUGCAGCAUUUACCACUAACAUAAGCAUGAUCCUUCAUGAUUGGUCAGUGACCAUGUACGUCAAAAUACCAGACCUGCCAGCUUUAUUUGGAUUGGGAAGAGCGGUUUUGGCCCUCUAGUCUCCCCCUCCCAUUGGCUGGCCACAUAGCUCAGCAGCCCCCUUCUUGAGGCAGAGCGUGGAAUGUAAAUCUCCAAUAGGUGUUCUAGAAUCAGAACUGCUGGUGUUCCCCGUGCUGGUCUUCUAUCAGACUUGGGGCAGAUAGAACUGAUCCUGGGUCUGUGGGUGGAGUGCACUGAUGUUACCAUCGGGGGUGAACACUCUCCCAUCUCUACCAGCAGCCAGAUCACACCUGAGGGUUGGUUACAGUGAGGCCAGCUCUCCUCUCUCAUUCCCUCUCUGAUACUCUCUCCAUCCUUCUCUUUCUUUCUAACUCUCUCUCACUCAAUCUCUCUCUCUUCCUUGUACUUUGACGACAGCAGUGCUGUGUUGCUAAGGUGAACUAUAACCCUGAGACGUGGUGGAUGAUUGUAUUGGAUGUAAUAAUGUUGCGCUCACAAAUGAGAGCUUUGCUUUAGGGUUAUCCAGCAGUCUGGUUUCUUUUUCAGAAAAAUAAGAAGAAAAAAAACUAAAAAUGGUGGGGGAAAAAAUGAAAUGAAAAAUACGUCAAUUGUGGUUCUUUUUUUUAAUACGUGUAAUGUAUUGACGUCAUCAGGACAACUAGCUGUACUUAUUUAGUGCAUGGUGGAAUAAUUAAAAAAAAAAAACAGACAAAACAAGAUUUGAAACAGAAAUAAAAAAAAUAUAUCUGCUGUUCGGAAAGGGUCCUUUCUCACGUAGAAACCGUGUCAUUUUAGCAGAGUUGUAUAUCUUCUAGUAUAUUCUUGUGAACAUGUGACUGAAUGGAGAUGGAGACAUGAAAACAGAAAUUAGAAUUGGCUUUCUGCUUUGAUAUCAUGUAAACAUAUAUUUUUUUUUAGGUCAGUGCUCAUGCUGAUUUUGAUUUUUUUUUUUUGUGUUUUUUCUUUCCUUUUUCUUUUUUACUUCACUGUAUUCCUCUUUCUUAACAGGGGAGGCUAGUUGAAUCGGUUUGUGUACAUUUGCGUAUUUGUUUAAGUUUAAUGUGUUUGCAUCCUAUGCAUUUAUUCAGAGAUUAAUUUAGUGGCUUUCUGAAGCGGCUGUAUUUAAUUGCUUCCUACUCAUUUCAUGUGGUCACGUGUGUGUUUUUUAAUGGUUACACAGGGCCCAAGGUUUGGGGUGGGGAGGGUUCCGGGUUGUUUGUUUGUAUGUAUGUAUGUUUAUGCCUGGAUGUAUGGUUUGAGGGUGUGUGUGUGUGUGUGUGUGUGUGUGUGUCCGCUUUGUGUGUGUGCGCAUGUGUGCGUGCAUGUAUGUUCUUUCCAGUCAGGUUAGCGUUUCUCAUCCAAUUCCAUUCUCAGUUGGUAGAAUACUUCUUCUGUCCCUCCACUGAUUCAUCACUAUUCCACAAAAGCACAGAAAGAAGCUCCCCUCUCUAUCUCUUGCUGUCUCUCGGCUGCUGUAACACAAUAUCUUAACAGAAAAAAAACAAAAAACGGGUGCAGCGAUGCACUUGGUGCAUGUCUUAGAGGAGUCUGCAGGAUAGAGGGAAGGGAAAGAGGGGGAGAGGCAGGCGAGAGAGCCUGGCGCUCGUCAACAGCGACACCUCUCCCUCCUCUGCAUGUCUUGCACUCCUUCCUCUGUUUUGCUGUCUUGCAUUCACCCCCCACAGUCUCUUCUGUUUCAAGCCACCCCACCACCCCCCCAAACUCCCCCCGUCCCCCCCACCCAUCUAGCUUCCCUUCACCAACUGCAGAAUGUGCUGUUGCUUACGUCUUAACUGCUGCUGCAGACACGCAGCCAAAACAAACAGACAAAAAAAGCAAACAAAACAAAAAAACAGACCACAAUGAAAGUCAUACUCUGGUGUGUAGACACAACAAAUGAAUGUGUUUUUUAUAGGGUUUUUUUCUCUCCUUGGAGAUGCCGUUCAACUUUGCAUUCUUCAGCCAAGCUUCCCCACCCCCAUCCCACUCACACCUAUAGGAGCCCUGCCCAUCCAAAUCUCUUGGACACCCACGCCACCCCCUAGAAAACUACACUCCUUAGUCACCUUGUUCUGUUGAGAUAACUCCACUCCCCGUCGAGGACAUUAGCAGGAAGCCAUCCUGGUGUAGGUUGGUAGGUAGGGCCCUGUGAUAUCUCUGUGGACUCUCAGAGGCCAAAUUGAAUGGGAGUGAUGACUGCUCUUAAUGGUGUCAGGGGAAACUGGGGAUGGUGGAGACUGUCCUCUCUCUCGCUCUCUCCUCCAUUCGGGUUGUUCUGUAGCUAGACACUGGAGAGAUGCUGCAGGUUGGCAGUAGAGUGUGUGAGCGAGUGUGUGUGUGUGUGUGUGUGUGUGUCUGUGUGGUUGGUUUGCUGUGUUCCUGAAAGAGGCCUCCUGUGCAGCGGGUUGAUGUGGAAGGCAGCGGAUUAAAAAAAAGCAGGUGUUUCUCUCUUUAUUUCUUUCUCUCUGUGACUUUCUCUCUGUGUAUGUGCAAGAAACAAUACAUUUGCUUUGACUGGGGGAAAAAAGCUUUCUACACUGUAUUCCAUAAAUAAAGUUUUGAAUGUACAUACAGAAA
This is a messenger RNA of Alosa alosa (allis shad), 5282 nucleotides long. It is a transcript of the gene appa, whose product is annotated as amyloid beta (A4) precursor protein a. Gene Ontology annotation, cellular component: early endosome; plasma membrane; membrane raft. Gene Ontology annotation, biological process: central nervous system development; axonogenesis. Gene Ontology annotation, molecular function: serine-type endopeptidase inhibitor activity; heparin binding; signaling receptor activator activity. Lineage: Eukaryota; Metazoa; Chordata; Actinopteri; Clupeiformes; Clupeidae. The record is from RefSeq and is a predicted model, not a curated record. The transcript has 17 exons. Bases 162 to 2495 code for a protein of 777 amino acids.